CCGGUUUGUGAGAAGAGUGUCAAACAGCAGCACUGAGAGAGGAGGAGGCGCCGCCGCUUCAGCCGCUCCAUGUAGAACAGCGAGCCGGCCGGGCAUGCGCUUCAACUAAACCCUGACACCCACCCGGAGCUGAGCGACCCCCCGCACCCCCUCAGAGCCCGCUAUCUGAUGUAGAGUUCACCGCUUCUGAAAGCUUGGUUACUCGCUGAAAGGGUUUACGCCUCAGAUCGUGUGAGAAAAUGGCGGAUGUGGCUCCAGCUGGCGCGGAGAAGAGCCUGGACGAUUUCUUCGCGAAGCGGGACAAGAAGAAGAAGAAGGAGAAGGGAAAGGGGGGCAAGGAGACGGCGGCCGCCGCCAGCAGCGCCCCGGUCUCGCUGAAGAAGACCAAGAAAGAGAAGGAGAAGUCCUCCAAGAACGACAACCAGGACCCGCUGACUGAGAAGGAGGAUGAAGAAUGGAAGGAGUUUGAGCAGAAGGAGGUAGACUACAGUGGCCUGAGGCUUCAGGCUCUGCAGAUAAGUGAUGAAAAAGAGGAGGAAGAAUAUGAGAAGGAGGAGGUUGGAGAAGAUGGAGAGAUCAUCCUGGUCAGUGGAGAUAAAAUUUCUGGCCCUUGGAACAAGUCAGGAGCUCCUCCACCACCUGCUCCUGUUGCAGAGGAAAAAGAGGUGCCUGAAUCAAAGCCCGCUGGAGUUUAUCGUCCGCCAGGAGCCCGGUUAGGGCCCACUAAGAGGGGUCCAUCACAGGGGCCUCCAGAGAUCUUCAGUGAUGCCCAAUUUCCCUCCCUCCUUGCCACUGCCAAACAUGUAGAGACUCGCAAAGACAGAGAAAUUGAGAAAACUUUUGAGGUGGUCAAGCACAAGAGCCGUACCAGAGAGGGAGACGGCCCAACCUCUAUGCAGCAGUUACAGUUGGACAACCAGUUUGCCGUUCUUGGGGAUAAGUAAAAGUCACCACCUUCUCACCCCCUCCUCAGUCCACCACCAAUGGUGCAGUCCGAACUGCAGGGAAAGAUGAUGACCUGCCGCUGUGCUGAUGCAGUCCUGACCAUGCUGGAGAUGCCUGCAAUACACACAUACACAUACUAUCUUUAGCUCUAUUUCUAUCUUUUUCUUGUGCAUACACAUUUCUCUCUCUCUCACACACUCUCACACACACACACACAAACACACACACACACACAAACACUCACAUACACACAGUAUCUAAACUGAAUAGUCAUUUCUCUCGCUCUUUCCUACAUGUGGUCAAACGCAGAACAGGCUAAACUGAAUAGUCGUCUUCUCUCACACACCAACACGUACAGACUCGCCACAAAGAAAUUUAGACGGAUGCCAUUAAAUAUCACACGCUUGGCUGGCCAAGGUCCUCUAAUCGUAUGCAUUCAAAAGGGCUGUGGCAACGGGGGACUGAGUGACUUCAGAUUCAUCUUUAUAUGACAACGGACACCCAAUGAAUGAUGCUGUAUGAAUGGGAGAAAAAAAGACUAACUUUUUGUGACGGUGGAUUUACUCGGAGCAGUGGUUGUUUGGUCGGUUAGCUACUCCACAGGACACCAGCUCAGCUGUGAGGAAGGCCACUCUGACGAUGGACCUUGAUGAUUUCGGGUGUGAUCAGUUUAAGAACUGCUGUUGAAAUACACACUUUUUUUUUGUUUGUUUUUUGUUUUUUUUUGUUUUUUUCCAAAAUCAACAGAACUCCCGAACAUUAGGUAGUUUUUCUUUGUGAUGUGAGCAAGAUGGGAGCUUUCGGUUUGGGCACGAGUGAGAGGGGGUAGACUACCUCGGUUGCAUAUCUGUGGUUACCAUGUCGACUGAGUCCUUGGUCCUGGUUGGCUGCGCAGGCGAACAACAUCCCAAGCCGAAGAGGAGCGCUUAACCCUUCAAACCUCCAAAACUUGAAGAUUCUUUUUCUUUUUUCUUUUCCUCCCCUGCUUGUGGGACUCUUAAGAUCUGGCGACAAGGGAAAAAUAAAAGGCUUAUGGCCUUUGUAUCAAAAUGCUAUUUAAAGUGGCCUUACUGUAAAAAAAAGAGAAAAAGCUUAGAAAAAGUGAUGGAAAUAUAUAAAUAUAAGAGUGAGAGAAAAAUCUAUCAUCCUCUGGAGGGACUCUUCUUGACUGUGUGGUAGGCUGCUGUUUGCCUGAAUCUCACCACUUUGAGGAGUAAAAACCGCCUCCCUGCAUUCUUGAACCAGAUUGUAGUGCUGAGCUGUAGUUUAAAUAUGAUUUAUCCUUUCUGGACACUGAGUAAGCACAUUUUUCAUUAGACCUGCGAAACUAUUGGCAGUGGAAAAUCUUCCUUUAGCACUAGGCUUACUCUAUGUUCAGAAAACCCUGUCCUACAUUGAUUAACUGAUCGUCACCGUUUCCCUCUGUCCAUCCCCCUCCCCCCAUUCCUACUAUAUCCCUUUCCAUUAUUCUUUUAUUUGAUUUCAUGAUUGGCAAACCAUUAUUAAAGCUUAACCUUCUAAUCAA
Molecule: messenger RNA, 2470 nt
Organism: Astyanax mexicanus (Mexican tetra)
Lineage: Eukaryota; Metazoa; Chordata; Actinopteri; Characiformes; Acestrorhamphidae
Gene: cdv3
Product: carnitine deficiency-associated gene expressed in ventricle 3
Exons: 5
Coding region: 240-944 (234 amino acids)
Cellular component (GO): cytoplasm
Source: RefSeq, a predicted model, not a curated record